This is a messenger RNA of Sclerotinia sclerotiorum 1980 UF-70, 138 nucleotides long. RefSeq lists its product with no specific name. The record is from RefSeq and is a predicted model, not a curated record. The coding region runs from base 1 to 138 and encodes 45 amino acids. NCBI's taxonomy places the organism in Eukaryota, Fungi, Ascomycota, Leotiomycetes, Helotiales, Sclerotiniaceae. The transcript has a single exon.
AUGAAGAACUAUAAGCUUAAAUUAGGCAAACUUAAACGUCGCCAUGGAGGGGAGAGUGGCUUCCGUGAUGGGAAUAAUGACGAAAGGGCUGGACACCUGGCUUUUGGGCUUGUGGAACAGGUUGAUGGAUUGAAUUAA